AUGGAAAGGCUGAAUACAGUUCUCGUCGCAAACCGAGGCGAGAUUGCCUGCCGCCUGAUUAAGACAGCCAAAAAGCUAAGCAUCCGCACGCUAGCCGUCUACACCGAGCCCGACAGUUUCUCGAAGCAUGUAGUUGAAGCCGAUGAAGCCUUUUUGUUGCGAGGAGGGGCUCGGACGGCGUACCUCGACGGGGCUCAGAUCAUCGCCAUAGCCAAAGAUAACGGCGUCCAAGCCGUCCUUCCAGGCUAUGGGUUCCUAUCCGAAAACGCCGAUUUUGCACAAGCAGUUGCCGCCGCCGGCCUCGUCUUUGCAGGGCCAUCCGCCGAGGCCAUACGCGCCUUCGGGCUCAAGCACAUAGCUCGAGAGCUCGCGAUCCAGGCAGGAGUGCCAGUCGUGCCGGGGAGCAAUGGGCUGCUCGCCUCCGAAGACGCCGCCGUGUCGGCCGCCGCGGCGCUCGGCUAUCCCGUCAUGCUCAAGACCACGGCCGGCGGCGGCGGGAUGGGACUGCUGCUGUGCCAUGACGAGGCCGAGCUGCGCAACAAUUUCGGCACGGCGCAGUCUCGAGGCCGCUCCUUGUUCCAUAACGCGGGCGUCUUCCUCGAGCGUUAUUUCGCUGAAAGCCACCACAUCGAGGUCCAGGUGUUCGGCAACGGCCUCGGGAGCGUUGUAAGCAUCGGAGAGCGCGAGUGCUCCAUCCAGAGGAGGCAUCAGAAGGUGAUUGAGGAGUGUCCCAGCCCGUACGUUUUGCGGGUGCCCGAGUUGCGUGCAAAGCUCACGACCUGUGCCAUCCGCCUAACCGAGAGCAUCCGCUACGGCUCGGCCGGCACCGUCGAGUUCCUCGUCGACGGCCGCACGAGCGAAGUUUUCUUUCUCGAAAUGAACACGCGCCUCCAGGUCGAGCAUGGCGUGACGGAGCUAUGUUAUGGUAUUGACCUCGUCGAGCUUAUGCUGCGACAGGCAGACCGUCAGCUCGACGGCAAGGGCGGACUGGACUCGGACGAGCUUAGGGAGCUGCAGCGCUGUUGCUUGGGGCCUCGGGGCCAUGCCAUCGAGGCGCGCGUCUAUGCCGAGAACCCUGCCAAGGACUUUGCGCCCAGCCCGGGCCUGCUCCAAGAAGUCUCGUGGCACACGGCGCCGGGCUCCCGCAUCGACUCCUGGGUCCGGGCCGGCAUGAAAAUCAGCUCCGACUAUGACGCCCUUUUGGCCAAGGUCAUGUAUCUCGGCUCGACCCGAGAUGAUGCUAUUCGCGGCCUGAGCGAGGUUCUCGGCAGAAGCGCCAUCCGAGGGCCCCCAGUCAACUUGGAGUGGCUGCAUGCCAUUGUCCAGGAUGCCGGCUUCAUCGAGGGCAGGACAACGACCAGGUUUCUAGACACGUGCAAGAUCACCGUCCCAGGCAUCGAUAUCCUCUCGGGCGGGUCGUACACGCUCGUCCAAGACCACCCGGGACGGCCAUCCGUCGGCCACGGGUUCGGACAUGCUGGACCCAUGGACCCCAUCGCCUUUCAGACUGCUAAUAUUCUUGCUGGGAACCCCAUCGGCACCGAAGGCCUGGAAAUCACCCUGACUGGCCCAGACAUGGUAUUCCUAGGCGAUGCAGUCAUAGCUUUAUGCGGGCCGCCCGUUCCCGCCCGCCUAGACGGCAGCGACUUGGCUCUCUGGACACGCUACCCCGUGCGUGCCGGUCAGAGGUUGACGAUUGGAAAGCUCCCUUCGCACUGCCGCGUCUACCUCGCCAUCUACAAAGGCCUUGCCAACGUAGCUCGCUGGUAUGGGAGCAAAUCGACCAACCCCAUGGUGAAUGUGGGCGGCUACCAGGGCCGGGCUCUGAAAGCCGGCGACUUUCUCAGCAUCGUGGACGCCGUCGAGGUGCCCAAAGUCGAUGCCCUGGAGAUGCCGCGGCGCGUGAUCCCCACGUACACGUCGGACUGGGUCAUCCAAGUCAUGUCAGGACCCUAUGAGGCGGGAUAUCUCUCACCCGCAGACAUCACGACCCUCUUUCAACACACCUGGGAGGUAAGCCACAACUCGGCCAGGGGCGGAAUCCGGCUCCUGGGGCCUCGGCCAGAGUUUGCGCGUCGGGACGGGGGGGAAGGCGGCUCGCAUCCGAGCAAUGUCAUCGAGUACGGCUACCCGAUCGGCGGGCUCAACUGGACCGGCGACGAGCCCGCCAUCUUCCCCGUCGACGCGCCUGACUUUGGUGGCUUCGUCUGCAGCCACACCGUCAUCAAGGCCGACAUGUGGAAGAUGGGCCAGCUCCGGGCGGGCGACCGGGUCCGGUUCAGGCGGGUUGGCCUGCAGGCCGCGCUGGCCCAACGCCGCCGACACGACGACUUUCUCCAGAGCCUCGCCUCGGCCGUCUCCAGCGGCCUUUGGGAAGAUGUCGUUGCCUUUGACAGCCACUCCCUGGGGGCUGAGGCGACAGACGCUGAUCAGGACUUGGUCCGAGUGCUGGAGACGACCUCGUCGAGGCCAAUGGUGUCGUACCGUGCCGGCGGCGAUGACUAUCUCCUUGUCGACUACGGAGACGGCAAAUGUGACCUGAAUCAUAAAUGCCGAGCCACAGCGCUGCAGCGGCACAUCGACGACAGGGCCUCUGGGAUCGUAUCUCCCCAAACAAGGACGAAAGAAGGGGCAGUGGUCAACAUGGUCGGAUGCGGUAAUUCGCUGGCCAUCUUUUACGACGGCCUAAGGCUGCAUCACGACGACUUGGUCAAGUUCCUGGUGAGCGUUGAGGAGAAGCUGGGCGAUUUACGGACCAUACAACUGCCGAACCGUCAGUUCCGGCUGCCGGUGACGUUUACUCACAAGAGACUGACCGACGCCAUUGAGCGCUACACCGGAAACCAGAGGUCCAUCGCGAGCUACCUGCCGGACCCAUUCAGGUUCGUAGCUGAGAGCAACGGCAUGACGGCCGACGAGCUCAAGAAUCUGCUGCUGAGGGCCGAGUCCGUCGUCAUUGGCGUCGGCUUCGUCAUGGCCCUGCCGCUUUGCCUGCCCGUCGACCCGCGGGACCGUCUGCGAUCGCCCAAGAUGAACCCCAGUCGAACCUACACGCCCGAGGGGACCUUUUCGUGGGGAGGUAGCUCCAUUUCCAUCUACGCGGUGGACAGCCCUGGGGGGUUCAUGCCCAUCGGCAUGACGGUACCGGGCCUCGACCUGUUUGGCGCAAAGGGUGGCGGCUUUCUUGAGAACAGGCCUUGGUUGUUUGAGAGCAUGGACCAGAUGAGCUUCUACGAGGUGAGCGAGGACGAAUAUGACGCUCAGAUGACGCAGUUUAGGGCCGGGACGUAUCACUUCGAGGUCCAGGAGGGCGUCUUCGACAUGGCCGCGCACAAUAAGCUGCUCCGGGAGACGGCCGCGGAGGCGGAGGCGCUGCAAAGGCAGAGGGCGCGGGCGCAGGACGCAAUGGCGCAGCGCGAGAAGGCGAUGCUCAACAAGUGGCUGGCUGAGAAAGACGCCGGACGUUCACAGUUUGACCACGAGUCGGCGCUGGCUGAAGAUCCGGAUCUGGAAGCAAUCGAAGCGCCCAUGAACGCCAACGUGUGGAAGGUGCUGGUGGAACAAAGCCAGCGGGUGGACGGGGGUCAAAUCGUCGCGAUCCUUGAGGCCAUGAAGAUGGAGAUUAGCGUGAACGCAGACAGUAGCCUGACCGGGGGAACUGUGGUCAAGCUGCUGGUUGAGCCUGGGGACAGUAUUCGGAGCGGGGAGCCAAUCGCGCUGGUCAGAAGAGCAGGCUGA
Hirsutella rhossiliensis is the source of this 3738-nucleotide messenger RNA. RefSeq names its product carboxyltransferase domain-containing protein. The transcript is spliced from 4 exons. Lineage: Eukaryota; Fungi; Ascomycota; Sordariomycetes; Hypocreales; Ophiocordycipitaceae. The record is from RefSeq and is a predicted model, not a curated record. Bases 1 to 3738 code for a protein of 1245 amino acids. Gene Ontology annotation, molecular function: metal ion binding; ATP binding.